AGGCCAGCUUUGGGAAGUGGGAGGUGUUGUGGUUUACCAUGGAUUGCUUUUAAUAAUACUGUAUCAUACUUUACGUUUGGAGCGUCAUGAUUACAUGACACGAAAAUUAAACAAGUCUUAGCUCUCUUACAUGCGUUUGAACAGCCGCUCGUCUUGGGGCUGUUGCAGAAUCAUGCUGGAACUAAUUGUCAUCAGUGCGUCUGAAGCGCCCAUUUAGAGUGAAACACGUCUAAGGAGGAUGGAGGCGACUGCCAACAAAGGGGCUUUGGAAAAUUACGGUGGUGUUGAAAAUGAUUUCAAUAAUUUGAACUGUCAUCCAAAUUCAUGGAGUGAUGAUCAAACUCAGAUGGGCAUACAGAAUGCCCAUAACAGUGAACAGGCUAGCAAAACCAGCAAGCUCCACAGUGUGGUGGAAGCUGCCUGCAGUUCUGAAUCCUGUGCAGUAGUGGAUCGGAUCUUACAGCAGGUGGAUCAGCUAUCAGAUCUGGAGAAACUUCUGCUCUACCUCAAACUACCAGCUGGGAAGAACAAUGAUGUUGAUCCACUUAAGAUACCCCUGAACCCAUUGGGCAGCAGGUUUGAGAUCCAGCAGACCAUCAUGUGGAUCCGCACACACCUGGAGGAAGACCAGGAUGUGUCGAUGCCCAAGCAUGAGGUCUAUGAUGAAUACCAGGUGUACUGCAGCACCAACAGCAUGAAGGGCCUGAGCACGGCCGACUUCGGCAAGGUGAUGAAGCAGGUGUUCCCGCGCGUGCGGCCGCGCAGGCUGGGCACUCGCGGUCACUCGCGCUACUGCUACGCAGGUCUGCGGCGCAAGACCAAGCUGGAGGCCCCGCACCUACCCGACCUGGACGGCGAGACGCCGGUGAAGGCGGGUGGUGAGGUUGGCGCCAGCGGCGGCAGCGGCAGCGGUGACGGCUCUGGCGAGCUGGCAGCCUCUUCCCUGCUGAUCCGCCAGUGGGCCGAGAAGCUGAUCGGCGAGAAGUUCGAGACGCUCUCUCAGCUCAGCAGCUACCUGGUCAAGAAGAACUACGUGUCCGGGCCGACGCCGGCCGGCCUGGCGGGCGCGGCCGCCGUGAUAAAAGAUAUGCCGUCUAGUUAUUUGCAUCCAGUCAAUAGGCAUAGAGAAACCCAACUACAGUUGCAGAGAAAACUGCAAGAGAAAGAGCUGUUUCGUGAGCAGAAGAAGAAAUUGCAGGACUCGGACGGCAAGCUGGAGAAGGGCGGCGCGCGCGGCCGCAAGCGCAAGAAGGGCCUGUCGGACGAGAAGCCGGACGCCUCGGACGACGCGUCGAUGGACGGCUCGGCCGGCUACGGCGAGCCGCCCGGCUACGGCGAGCAGUACAGCUGGCUGGAGCCGGCGUUCAAGGCGAUCCAGCCCAAGUUCGAGCCGGGGGAAUACGACGGGCGGGCGUCGUGCGCCGGCGGCGCCGAGGGCCACCGCGAGUACAGCGACGUGCUCUGCGGCCAGGAUAACGAGGAGGAGCUGAUGCAAUACUUCAACAACAAGGACCACCACCAGAAGGAGGAGCUGUCGCAGCUGCGCAUGCUGCUCGAGCAGAACCUGCCCGGCAGCAAGGAGACGCAGAAGGUGGACAAACCGGCCGGGCCCCCCAACACGCGCCGCCGCUACUUCAACUUCCAGCCGAUCGCGCACGAGCCGCUGCCGCCGCCGCCACCGCCGGGCGUCGGCGAAAGCCCAUUCGUGUCACCUCACAGCACGCCGCUGCCGCUGAACCGGUCGCGCCACAACUCGGGCCAGCUGUCCGCGCCGUACCUGGCGCGCGGCCCCGGCACCGGCACUAUCACGCCCUUCUCGGCCAUCUCCGAGCUGUCACGCUGCGCCACGUUCGGCUCGGAGAACUCGACGCCGUUCUUGUCGCCGCAGUCGACGCCCGUGCCGUUCGCGCGCUCGCGCCACAACUCGAGCCAGCAGACUUGCCGCUUCCCGCAGAGCCGGUCGCGCCACUCGUCGGGCGCCACGUCGCUGGUGGCGGCCUCGCUGGCCGCCGCCGGCUGCCGCCAUUCACAGCCGCUCUACUCGCCGAUGAACCCCAACCCGUACUCGCCCAUGUCGACGAUGGCGCCGGCCUCGCCGCACAUGUCGGUCGACGAGUCGGGCAUCCAGACGUCCAACUUCCCGACGCCCGACGGCACGCCGUCGGUGCGCUCGCGGCACUCGUCGUCCGGGUCUGGCAUCUCGCCCAUCUCGGCGCCCGUCUCGCCCACCAGCACGGCGCUGGUGGACACGCGUGCCGGCUACAGCGACCUGCGGCGCCGUCACCAGUCGCUGAACACGAACCUGCAGCGGCCCAGCGUGUCGACGGCCGGCCGCGACGGGCUCGGUCUGCACGAGCAGGCGACCAGCGUGGACGCCGACCUCGGCGAAACGCUGCAGGCGCUCAGCGAGUGCGACGAGUUCUCCCAGCUCAUGAUGCAGGUGCCUGGCAAUGAGUGA
This is a messenger RNA of Pollicipes pollicipes, 2458 nucleotides long. RefSeq lists its product as uncharacterized. Bases 239 to 2458 code for a protein of 739 amino acids. Gene Ontology annotation, biological process: regulation of transcription by RNA polymerase II. Gene Ontology annotation, molecular function: DNA-binding transcription factor activity, RNA polymerase II-specific; RNA polymerase II cis-regulatory region sequence-specific DNA binding. The transcript has 10 exons. The record is from RefSeq and is a predicted model, not a curated record. Lineage: Eukaryota; Metazoa; Arthropoda; Thecostraca; Pollicipedomorpha; Pollicipedidae.